AUGGCAACUUCCUUAAAGGUGGCUGUAAUCGGUGCUGGUGUCUCUGGACUAACGGCUGCUCGUGAGCUUCAAAGAGAAUCCCACCAAGUUGUGGUGUUUGAAAAGUCGCACCAACUUGGUGGAAAUUGGGCCUAUGAUCCACGAGUAGAAUCCGAUCUUCUUGGACUCGACCCAAAUAGAGAUAUUGUUCAUGGAUCUCUUUACAACUCUUUGUGCACGAAUCUUCCUCGUGAGCUCAUGAGUUUCACCGAUUUCAAAUUUAGUGAGAAAAUAUAUCGAGAUGCGAGAAUGUUUCCAUGCCACAACGAAGUUCUAAUGUUCUUGGAAGAUUUUGCAAAUAAUUUUGAACUUAUCAAAUUGAUUCGGUUUAAUACGUUGGUAACCCAAGUUGAGGUAAUAGACUCGGGGAUCACCAAGUUUGUGGUCGAGUCAAAAACAAGUGGGGUGAAUAAGGUAGAGGAAUUCGAUGCGGUUGUCGUCUGUAAUGGUCACAACUUUGAACCUCGAUUGGCUACAGAUAUUCCAUGUAUAUAUAACAUAUAA
This is a messenger RNA of Lactuca virosa, 543 nucleotides long. Lineage: Eukaryota; Viridiplantae; Streptophyta; Magnoliopsida; Asterales; Asteraceae. The record is from the annotation of a GenBank genome assembly.